CCCGCGCCCCGCGUUCGCGCCGGGAUGGUGAACCUGGCGGCCAUGGUGUGGCGCCGGCUGCUGAGAAAGCGAUGGGUGCUCGCCCUGGUCUUCGGGCUCUCGCUCGUCUACUUCCUUAGCAGCACCUUGAAGCAGGAGGAGAGAGCAGUGAGAGAUCGGAAUCUCCUUCAGGUUCAAGAUCAUGAUCAACCCAUUCCCUGGAAAGUACAGUUUAACUUGGGCAACAGCAGUCGGCCAAGCAACCAAUGCCGGAACUCCAUUCAAGGGAAGCACCUCAUCACCGAUGAGCUCGGAUAUGUUUGUGAAAGGAAGGACUUGCUGGUGAAUGGCUGCUGCAAUAUCAACAUCCCUGGCACAAAGCAGUAUUGCUGCAACGGCUGCUUGUCCAAUGGCUGCUGCAGCGCGUACGAGUACUGUGUGUCUUGCUGCUUGCAGCCCAACAAGCAACUUCUCCUGGAGCGCUUCCUCAACCGGGCAGCGGUGGCAUUCCAGAACCUCUUCAUGGCAGUCGAAGAUCACUUUGAAUUGUGCUUGGCUAAAUGCAGAACCUCAUCCCAGAGUGUGCAGCACGAGAACACCUAUAGGGAUCCCGUAGCCAAGUACUGCUAUGGAGAGAGCCCUCCUGAGCUCUUCCCUGCGUGA
Molecule: messenger RNA, 642 nt
Organism: Chrysochloris asiatica (Cape golden mole)
Lineage: Eukaryota; Metazoa; Chordata; Mammalia; Afrosoricida; Chrysochloridae
Gene: SPRING1
Product: chromosome unknown open reading frame, human C12orf49
Exons: 5
Coding region: 25-642 (205 amino acids)
Biological process (GO): positive regulation of SREBP signaling pathway
Source: RefSeq, a predicted model, not a curated record